CAGACAGUUCUUACAUAUGAUGAUGUUACUGGUCAAGCGGAAGACGAAGACAUAAGUUUAACCAAUAUGUCAACUUUUCAAAGUAAAUUACCACCUGGUAUAUUAUCACAUGGGCUACCACAAGUUAAAGAAGUUGCACCUGCCAUUACAUCUUUAGAAAGAGAACCAAUUAUUAAAGAAGAAACUAAAAAAUUAAGAGAAUUGAGUGAUGCAGAAAAGAUGAUGAUAAUCCAUUCUGAUGAUUUUCAACAAUUUAUGGAUCGUGCUGGAAGAGUUAUGGAACGAGCAUUAUCAGAGAAUGUUGAUAUAUAUACAGAUUACACUGGAGCUUUAGAUAAUAAUGACAUCAAUGAAGAUAAGAGUAGCACUAGAUUAUCUUUGACUCGUGUAUUUUAUGAUGAACAUUGGUCUAAAAAUCGUCUUGUAACAUCAUUAGACUGGUCUCAACAGUUUCCUGAGCUAACUGUUGCAUCUUACAACAUUUCAGAAGCACCGCACGAACCUGAUGGUGUAGUUUUAGUUUGGAAUACCAAGUUUAAAAAAAAUUCACCAGAAUAUGUAUUUCAUUGUCAAUCCAGAGUACUAUCUGCUACGUUUGCUAGAUUUCAUCCAAAUUUGAUUUUGGGUAGUACCUAUUCUGGACAAAUUGUAUUAUGGGAUAAUCGUGCUCAAAAAAAAACUCCAAUUCAAAGAACACCUUUAUCCAAUACUGCUCAUACACAUCCUGUAUACUGUAUUCAAGUAGUAGGUACACAAAAUGCUCAUAAUUUAAUCAGCAUAUCAACUGAUGGACGACUAUGCUGUUGGAGUUUAGAUAUGUUAACACAACCUGUUGAAAGACUUGAUUUAACUGCUAAACAAUCAAAAUCAGUAUCUGUAUCAGCUUUUGCAUUUUUACAUGAUGAUGUAAAUAAAUUUGUAUUUGGCAGUCAAGAAGGCUCUGCUUAUUCUGGUAAUAUAGUAUAUGUUAUAAUUCAUUAAGGAUAAAGGACAGUC
This is a messenger RNA of Daktulosphaira vitifoliae (grape phylloxera), 996 nucleotides long. RefSeq names its product cytoplasmic dynein 1 intermediate chain-like. The annotation marks the transcript as partial. Gene Ontology annotation, cellular component: cytoplasmic dynein complex. Gene Ontology annotation, molecular function: dynein heavy chain binding; dynein light chain binding. Gene Ontology annotation, biological process: transport along microtubule. The transcript has 5 exons. Lineage: Eukaryota; Metazoa; Arthropoda; Insecta; Hemiptera; Phylloxeridae. The record is from RefSeq and is a predicted model, not a curated record.